GCUGAAAAGUUAAACAAUUUUCUAGUAAUAAAAGACAAUGAAUAUAAAGACCCUACUCCUUAUAAAGCCAGUAUAGAUAAUAAAUAUACUGAGAUUAACUGUUUAACUGAAGAAAAUAAAAUUUUAAAGGAUAAUCUUAAAUAUAACUUUAUUAAACUUAACUUCAAAUUGCAGGCAGUAAUACAAAUACAAUAUGCUCUUCAAGCUCUAAUAUUAUUACAGAAAUAG
This is a messenger RNA of Funneliformis geosporum, 228 nucleotides long. Lineage: Eukaryota; Fungi; Glomeromycota; Glomeromycetes; Glomerales; Glomeraceae. The record is from the annotation of a GenBank genome assembly.